CCCAUCUUGGCUGCAGGUGACCAUCCGUACGAGUGCGAAUUCUGUGGGAGCUGCUUCCGGGACGAGAGCACUCUGAAAGGACACAAGCGCAUCCACACCGGGGAGAAGCCCUACGAAUGCAACGGCUGCGGGAAGAAGUUCAGCCUGAAGCAUCAGCUGGAGACCCAUUACAGGGUCCACACGGGCGAGAAGCCGUUUGAGUGCAAACUCUGCCACCAGCGGUCCCGAGAUUACUCCGCCAUGAUCAAGCACCUCAGGACCCACAACGGAGCCUCCCCUUACCAGUGCACCAUCUGCCUGGAGUACUGCCCCAGCCUUUCCGCCAUGCAGAAGCACAUGAAGAGCCACAAGCCAGAGGAGAUCCCGGCCGACUGGAGGAUAGAGAAGACCUACCUCUACCUGUGCUACGUCUGACGGGAGGAGGAGGAGGAGGAGGAGGAGGAGAGGAGCUGGAAAGGACUGGACAGAACCAACGCCCCCACCCCCACCCCACCCAUGGCUCCCUUCCCUUUUCCUUUUGUUACCCCCUCCUCAUUUCCUUUCUCAUUUUGCUUUCUCAGCUUCGUGGUCCUUAAGGCUGCAAGGAGCGGGAGGGUCAGGGAGAUACAAGGGAGAGGGAGGAGACCCCAUUGGGGGCCCUCAAAGAAUCCCCCCAAGGGAGCAUCCCCCCCCCUUCAACCCAUCCCCAGCCCUGGCCGGCUGUGAAGUUGUCUCACGUGGUGGCCGUGUCCCCGGGGCGGGGGGGUGCCUCGUGGCUCCAGGGACUCCUGGGGGGGUGGGAGACAGACGGCUAAUUUCUCUCUGUCGGGGUGUAAGCUGAGAUCCAGUCAAUCCCCUGAGCUGCUGCCUUGGUUACCCAAGAACCCUUGGAAUUGUAGCGCCAUGAGGCGGCUCCAAUGGGU
Messenger RNA from Pseudonaja textilis, 902 nucleotides. NCBI's taxonomy places the organism in Eukaryota, Metazoa, Chordata, Lepidosauria, Squamata, Elapidae. The record is from RefSeq and is a predicted model, not a curated record.